Molecule: messenger RNA, 240 nt
Organism: Funneliformis geosporum
Lineage: Eukaryota; Fungi; Glomeromycota; Glomeromycetes; Glomerales; Glomeraceae
Source: the annotation of a GenBank genome assembly
AUGGAGAUAAAACACGUUUUAAAGAUUUUAUACCUUCUUAUGAACAUGGGUGAAGUCAUCACAAAAGAUGGCACUUUGCGAAUGAAUAUAGAAGAAAAAGAAUUGGUAGAAGGCUCAUUUACUUUCAAGAUUAAUUAUGUUGAAAUGCCCUUAGAUAAGAAUAAAAUAAACGAGUAUGAAAUGUAUUUACGUAAUGAGGAAAAUGAAGAUAAAGAAAUAAUUAUCAGUAAUAUUGCAUGA